GUAAGCUGCCUUUGGCCAUGUUCUCAUUCCUAGUCCAAUACACAGUAGCUGGGAGUUGGACGACACCUUCACUGCAAUUCAGAGGACGGUCAUGACAGCUCUUUUACAAGGCCAUGGUCUCUUAGGGCCAGUUUUAAUCUUCUUACUCGUAAUAUACUACUUUUUGCUGCGAGCUCCUAACAUUCGUCGAAACGGUGUCCCUUUGCGGAAGCCACCGAACACACUCCCUAUCGCUGGAAAUGGCCUUGUAUUCUUACAGGAUCGCAAGAAGCUCUUCUCAUGGUUCGUAGACUGUGAGAGGCAGUUCGGUCUCGAGACUUUCCAAAUCACCGUUCCCACUCUCCAUCCCGGCGUCGUCAUCAAUGACCCCAGUAACCUAGACUACGUCUUCAAGAACGAGGGCAUCUUCGCCAAGGGCGAUUUCGUCAAGCAGCGUUCUUGGGAUCUGUUUGGUAACGGGAUCAUCAACGCUGAUGGCGAUCUGUGGAAGGCUCAGAGGAAGGCAGGCUCUCAUUUCCUGAGCGCAUCGAAUCUUCGCGUUUUGACGGAUGUUGCUCUCCCUCGGUAUCUUAGUCGCACUAUAGAUCAUAUAGAGUCUUGUGUCAAGGACAGCAGGAUCGUUGACAUGCAGCUUGCUUUCCAUGAGAUUACUAGCUUACUCAUGGGUAAGAUGGCCUAUGAUAUGGAAAUGCAUGCUGAUGAUGAUUUUACCGUGGCGUUUGAGCACGCCUCUGGCGUUGUCACUGAACGCUUUCAAAAUCCAUUAUGGUUCAUCACCGAGAUAAUUACAGGCUCAAGGUUCAGGAAGUCGCUGGCGAUCGUGCGCAAGUUUGGGUUAGGCAUUGUCAACAACGCAAUGGAUGAUCAGCAAAAAUCCACAGAACCUUCAGCGCAGUUAGAUGAUGCGGAUGGGAGUAGACUUGAUACAGUAUCCGGAAGCUUAAUCCAUUCAUUACUGGCAGCUUUGGGCUCUCAGCAAACGCUGGUAGCGGAUGCCGCUCUCACAUAUCUAACUGCAGGAAGAGAUACAACUGCACAGGCUUUGACGUGGUGUCUAUAUCUGCUAAUGCAAAACAAAUCCGCUAUGAAGAAGAUUAGGGAUGAAGCACAAGAAUUGCUCAAGCUUAACAGCAUUGACAUUCAGCAACUUGGUAGCGAGAGCGAUACCUCGCCUGCUGUCUUUGCUCCUGCGUCUUUGUCCUAUACGAUGGCGGCCUUCUACGAGGCGCUUAGACUAUUUCCUCCUAUUCCAUUCGAGAUUAGAGAGUGUGAAAAAGCUACCACGUUACCCGAUGGGACCUUCCUCCCAGAAAAGUCGGUGAUAGUCUGGAGCUUGUGGGCGAUCAAUCGGUCUAAAAGAACAUGGGGCGAAGAUGCCGACGAAUUCAGACCCGAGCGCUGGAUUGCCAAAGAUGGGAAACUCAUCAACAAGAGUGCAUCUGAAUUUCCUGUAUUUUUAAUGGGCUGACUAUUUUUAUGGAAAGAUGGCGGACCGAGAACCUGUCUCGGUAAGCGAAUGGCUGAAAUCAUCGCUACCCAAGUCAUUGCGACCAUGCUCUUAAUGUUCGAAUUUACAGCGGCAUACGAGGGUAAACGAGUCAGCAAGACUAGCCUGACUCUUCCUAUGAAAGAUGGACUUCCUUGCUACAUCAAGAAAA
This is a messenger RNA of Xylaria bambusicola, 1658 nucleotides long. RefSeq names its product cytochrome P450. Lineage: Eukaryota; Fungi; Ascomycota; Sordariomycetes; Xylariales; Xylariaceae. Gene Ontology annotation, molecular function: heme binding; monooxygenase activity; iron ion binding. The transcript has 3 exons. Bases 92 to 1468 code for a protein of 458 amino acids. The record is from RefSeq and is a predicted model, not a curated record.